CUGCCGCGUGAAAUGGUGUCACGACGCAAAAUAUUGUCCCGCUCGCGGGACGACCUCAACCUGGACCAGUCCUACAUCACACAGGAGGAGGAGGAGGACGUUUGGUACCAGAAGGAGAAACUCUACAAGGAACAUAUUCAGGAAGUGCUGGACAAAUGGACACAGAUCGAUGACGAGAUCUGGGCUAAAGUGAUCGUCUUCGAGCGGAACCGGCGAGUGGCGAAAGCGUACGCCCGCGCACCGGUCCUGACGAUCAACGGCUCGGAUGAUGGAUUUGACGGCAUGAGAAUUGGCCUUUGCGGGUUCGACAAUCCAAUGCGCGAUCACAAAACCGAUGAAGUCAAGCGGCAUGUUGGACAGGGCGUCAAGAUCAAGAUGGACGACGCGGGCAACAUUCUCAUCAGACGCUACUCAAAGAGCAACGUGUACGUCAAGAGCACGGCAAACCAGCCCAACGAGGAAACGGCCAUCGGAGCGGACAUCCUCAAGCUGCCCGGCCAUGCUAUAGAGAGUGAAAAGAUUGUAAAGCUGUUCGACAUGAAGAAGUUCCAGUCCAAUGUGAACCGCGAGCUGCGCCGUGCCUAUCCGGAUCGCAGACGGCUCGAGACGCAGUGCCUGUCGGCGAUCGCGUUCGUCAAGUCGGAGAACGACAUUCUCGAUUGCCCGAUGUGGGUGCUGAUCAUCAACGUGGUUGCAAUGGAUAUGCUGAAGAGCAAACUACCUCCCGUGCAACGUCCGGUCGACAUUAAGAACCGUCCGAGAAUUCCGAUCCCGGACGAAGAUCCGUACAGUGUCGCCGGUAACGGUGGCGGCAGCUCCGGUAGCUCCGGUUUCGGGGCCAGCGGGUCCGGCAUGGUUGCGGCAAGCCGCGAACACCUAAUGCAGCAGACGCAACCGAUGGGCGGCCAGCGGCGCAGCGAGAAACCGCCGAAACUACCUCCACGCGACAAUCUCUACGCAACGCACGAAAUUGGCAAGCCGGACUACGAUGACAUCGAGGAUGAGAAUCGCGUCAAGCUUCCACGAGGCAAAUCAGACAAGGGCAAAGAUAACAAGAAAUACGAUGAUCCGUACUACUGCGGGCUGCGUGCUCGAGUGCCAAACUUUGUGAAGUCGUCCAAGUCAUCGAAGGAGAACAACAACAACGGCCCAAAUGCGGCCGUCGGUGGCAGCAAGGAAACGGUCGCCUCGAAGCGGCUAUCGAUCGCGCAUCUGCAGCACCCAGCGUCGCUGCAGUCGUUGCACCAGCUGCAUCAGAUGCACCCACAUCACAACCUGAUGGCUGCCCACCAGCACCACCAGCAGCUGAUGUGGCACGCUCGAAGCUACGAGAGCGGUAUCGAUACGGACGUGGUCGAGUCACCCUAUAGUCACAUGUACGGUCGCGUACCGUUGCCCACACGCGGAUACAUACCGGCACCAAGGGCCAUGUACAUCGGCGAGUGGGACUAGAGGUGGUGCCCAACGCGAGCUGACCAAAACGGUCUCUCAAGCCUAAGCGCCCUUUAGAGUAACCCGCCGCAUGGCAUAUACGCAACAUCGAGCACUUUGUAACAGGAUAAACAUUCGCGUCAUGUCCGCCAGAUGCACGGACACGCGUAACACGGACGAGGCAGCAAAUGUGGAACAGGGUUUAUGGGGGCUACCGGGAAAGCGAGCAGAUCGUGGAACCGACUCCACCCGCUUUCCCCAAUCCAGUCCCAAAUUCUG
Messenger RNA from Anopheles nili, 1710 nucleotides. RefSeq lists its product as uncharacterized. Lineage: Eukaryota; Metazoa; Arthropoda; Insecta; Diptera; Culicidae. Gene Ontology annotation, biological process: regulation of DNA-templated transcription. The record is from RefSeq and is a predicted model, not a curated record. Gene Ontology annotation, molecular function: protein binding. Bases 13 to 1452 code for a protein of 479 amino acids. The transcript has 9 exons.